AGUACGGCCGGGCGUUCGGUUGCUGAGCAGCGCACGCAGAUUGGCGGCUGGGUGGCUGGGCGCGUGCCUGGGACCGUGGUAGGAGUGGGGCUCGCGGAGUGAGCCGCUCGAAGGCGGGAGGUUGUCGGUGGGUGUGUGCAGAAGCGUGGAGGCGCCGUCGCGAGGUUUCCUAAGGAAUGUGAGAAGCCCAGAUUUUCCCGCGAGCUCUCCCCGGCGCCCGGCUCUCUUUCACUCGUCUGCGGCCGCCGUUUUGUCUCCCGCAGAGGUUCUCCCCCACCCCCGGCCUCCCCUGUCGGGCCCCGCGUGAUGUCGUGAUCUCCAGGCGGACGUGCGACCAGGGAGGCGGCGCUCAGGUGGCGGCGGCUGCUGCUGCCGCUGCAGCCGCCGAUGGGGCUGCUCCGGAUUAUGUUGCCGCCUAAAUUGCAGCUUUUGGCGGUGAUGGCGUUCGGGGUGUCCGUCCUUUUCCUGGAGAACCAGAUCCAGAAACUGGAGGAAUCCCGUGGGAAGCUUGAGAGGGCUAUUGCAAAACACGAAGUUCGGGAAAUAGAGCAGCGCCAUACAAUAGAUGGCUCUCGAUCAGAUGUAGUCCCAGAUGAAGACGAUGAUGUGGUGAUCAUUUAUAAUCGGGUACCUAAAACUGCAAGUACAUCUUUCACGAACAUUGCAUAUGAUCUUUGUGCGCGGAACAAGUAUCAUGUUCUUCAUAUCAACACAACCAAAAACAAUCCUGUUAUGUCUCUACAAGAUCAGGUACGUUUUGUGAAGAAUGUGACUUCGUGGAAAGAGAUGAAACCAGGAUUUUAUCAUGGACAUAUAUCUUUCUUGGAUUUUGCAAAAUUUGGUGUUAAAAAGAAACCAAUAUACAUCAAUGUCAUAAGAGAUCCUAUAGAACGGCUGGUUUCUUAUUAUUACUUCCUGCGCUUUGGUGAUGAUUACAGGCCUGGACUCCGAAGGCGAAAGCAAGGGGAUAAAAAAACCUUUGACGAAUGCGUAGCAGCUGGAGGCUCAGAUUGUGCUCCUGAGAAACUCUGGCUUCAAAUACCAUUUUUCUGUGGCCAUAGCUCUGAAUGCUGGAAUGUGGGAAGCAGAUGGGCUUUGGAACAAGCCAAAUACAACUUGAUUAAUGAAUAUUUCCUAGUGGGAGUUACUGAAGAGCUUGAAGACUUCAUUAUGUUGCUGGAGGCAGCUUUGCCUCGCUUCUUCAGGGGUGCUACAGAAUUAUAUAGAACAGGUAAGAAGUCUCACCUUAGGAAGACAACGGAGAAAAAGCUCCCCACAAAAGAAACCAUUGCAAAGCUGCAGCAGUCUGAAAUCUGGAAAAUGGAGAACGAGUUCUAUGAAUUUGCACUUGAGCAAUUUCAGUUUGUCAGAGCACAUGCAGUUCGAGAAAAAGAUGGAGAGCUAUAUAUUCUGGCACAAAACUUUUUUUAUGAAAAGAUCUACCCAAAAUCGAACUAAAUACAAUGCAUAUUUUUAGGUUAAGAAAACAAACCUUGUGGUCACAUCCUUAUUCUCAGCACCAAUUGGUAGAUGAUUGAUAAAUCAACUGAAGCGCUUUGAUCUUGAGCUCAGUAGAGUGCACUGUGGGUUGCUUGAAGAAGAUAGCUGAGGACUAGAGACCUUGAUCAUCUCUAUGUUUAAGCUUCAGUUUCUUUAAUAUUCUGAAAGAAGGUUACAACCUAACCUAAAGAAACUUGCACAGAAAUUUACAGAAAUUAACCACAUACCAGUUGUAGCUGAAGUUUAGGGGAAAGGCUUCCUUUUAUUGUCUUCUUGAUUCAUAGAACAGCUUAUUUUACUUAACGUGGUGCAGAGAGGAAGCUGUUGGUGUCAACAUGGGUUGUAUACACUUAUGAAUAAUAUUAAUAACUGGCUGACAUUUGUGCUUCGUUCUUGUGAAUUCAUAUCACAUGACAUUCAUUGGAAUGUUCACCUUCUGCUAAGAAAUGAUGCAGCUGGACAUGACCAUAUUUAUAAAUAUGGAUUUUCAUUUUAAGAAGUUAGAACUGGUCAUCAGUGUGUUCUUUUAAAAAAUCAAAUCCUGUAGUAAUAUUGUGAAAAGGCUGAAAAUCACUCAGUGUUUCUUUAAUAUCUUUUGAACCUCCAACCUACGUUGGAAAAACUGUUAAGAAGUUAGCUUUUGCCUACACUUCAAUGUAAAACAGAUAAUGGAUUCUGUAUCAAUGUUCCAUGGAUUCUUUGUAAUUUUUAACAACUACUGGCAAAUCCAUUUUCUGACUCAAAUAGUGAGCUGUGGUAUGGUUAGGGUUUUCCUAUUUAGAUACUUUUACCAGUAGAAUAUUUUUACUAAGGUGCUUUACAAUGUGUUUUAAAGCAUUGCAUUUGCAGAAGGAGAAAACAGCUGUAAAUAAUGCAUAUUUUAUGUAUUCGGACCAAAAGGUUAGAAGUAAAUUGUUUAAAGUGUCUUUGCACCAGUUUUGUUGGAUGUAAAGUAAAAGAAUCCCAUUUGCUGUUCAAGUCCCCACUUUGAGUUAACAGUUGGACAUCACUGAAACAUACUUCAGUGAUCAUAACAAAUUUAAAUAUACCAUGUGUCUGUCCAGGAUCUCCUUUUUCAGAAAACAACUUAAUCUUCAUCCUUUUAUCAUGAUUAAAAGGAAAAGGAAAACUGAAGCAUGUGGCCUGGCCAGGAGAGAUAUGAAGAAAUUGAUGUCAGUGUAUUCAUUGAACUGCCUUAUGUUACUUAGUAAACUUGCAUUUGCCACAGUUAGCACCUUACAACAUAAAUGAGAUUGUUUCGCAGUUAGUUACAUUCUGAAAUGCUAUAUUUUAAACAAAAUUCAAGAACAUUUGCCAUUCUUAAAAUUCCCUGUUGGUGCACAAUUCUACUUGAUUUUUUAAAACAAUAGCAUUAAGGUAUGAAGAUUUUUAAAAGAAUCAGUUAAAAAUCAACCUUUGAAUUUUACAUUCAGUAGAGUGCUAAACGUGCAGAUGUAUGGAGAGGAAAACUUUAUCAAAAGUGUGUAUCUGUUAUACAAAUGAAAGAAGUUCUAUCUAUAAUUGAAUGUUUUAAUGCCAAAAACAUGAUGCUAUUAUAAUAAGGUAAUGAGACUGUUAAGUAAAGCUUUUACUUUUAUGUAUAUUUUACUUUGACUACUUCUUAGAGAGAUUUUAGAAUGGCGCUGCUUUCCUAUGCAGUGUGCUUUUGUUUAGAUGACAAACACUGAUUAUGUCACUUUACUAUAUUACCAUGAGCCUGACUGUUUUAUAGCCAUUUAAGUCCAGCAGAAUUAGUUAUGGGAAAACGCAGUAAUUCCUAUUAGAGUACUUGGCUACUUAAAAUAUAGUAAGCUUAUGAACCUUAGGUGUUGAUGUUCAGAGCACAACAAAAAUCUUGAUUGUCCAGGCUAAUGGUUAUAUAGUUUGCCUGUUGAUUUCAUUCUUGUGUGUUAGGAAGAGAAUUUAACGUUGUGCUUCAGAACAAGGGGUCGUCCAGCGUAAUGUGAGCUAGCGCCACCAUGUAGAUAUGUGACUGUGCAAAUUAUUUCCAAAAAAGCAGUAUGGAUCCUUCAUCCUAGUACCAUGGUGCAGACUACAUGGGAUAUCAGUCCUUGCAAAUUCUCCACUAUGUGGAUGUAUGUUAAAGGAAAGAGUGUGUGUCUAUUAAUUGGACAUGAGCUGCUUUGCCUUUAGGUCUAUCUUCAUUAGUUCAGGUUUAUUUUAGAUACUCAGGCUACAAUGAUGUCUACAGUUACCUGGGAUUAAGCCCUACUGAGCACAGUGGGACUUAUUCCUGAGUAAAUGCAUAUGAUUGUGCUGGCAAUAUUGUAAAGUAGACAGCAAGUGGGUAAAAGAGUAGGAAGGCCCUUUUGUUAUUUCCUAAAUGCUCAUUUUAAACACAAACUAUGGCAGCUGUAUAUGUUUUAGCCUAGUUACUGUAAAUCGUAAAUGAGUUAUAUUUGGCUUCAUGAGACAUCAUCAGAUACUACUCCAUUUAGAGAAAAUAAUUUUCCUCAUGAUAAUUUAGGCCCGAUAAGCUGUAUGAAAAGUUAGAGAAUUGUAGAAAGAGGUUACUGCAAUAUUAAGAUAUUGGCAAAAAAUUAAAAUAUGUAUGAUUGCAUUUAAAAUGAAACACAAUAUUUUGAGACCAACAACACCGCUAUUGCAUACUCUUAAAUCAUCUGUAUUUUAUUCUCUAAUGUUCUUUGCAUGAUGCGGUUGUAAAUUACUUUUAAAGAAAGCACUGAAUAAAGGUCUUAAUGUUUACAAAGUAAAAUACAGGCAUCUAAACAUUUGACGUAAACUUGCAAAUUACAAACAAUAUUUGAAACAGGACAUGAUAGCCUACACAUUUCAACAGUAUUGAAAGUUUUAAAAAGGAAUUAUUUAUCUUCCUAGGGAGGGCUGUUUGGUUUUCUGUUUGACUAUGAUUUUACUUUGCAAGUACAAGCAUGGUUUAAAAGGCCAAUUUCUACUCCUUCUUUAGAAAGAAUCUUUGAAGCAGUUCUGUUUGAAUCUUAGUCAAAGGGAGGGUGGUCAGGGCUUUGAUCUCUAAAGAACUACAUUAUUUCUUGUUAGUUAAUAGUUAACAUUCUCUGAUUUUUGCUACAAUAAUUGACUUAUGUGUUGCUUAAAUACUUUCCUUUUAAUCACCAGCUUUUCUGGAUAUUCCAUUUAGAACUCCACCGAAACUUUAGCUGAGCUUUUUGUGGGGGAGAGGUUCAUUUGAUGAAGUGUGUAACAAGGACAAAUAAGAGACUCUAGGUUGGGGUGGGGGGUUUGCAGGGCAGUAUUGUUUAGCGUGGCUGAGGAGGUCUCCUUACUUUUUAGUCUUAAACUUGCAUGCAGUUGUAAACACUGGCAUAGAGCAACAAAAGGCUGUGUUGAACCCAGGCUUGAUCUGCAAUCUCUUUCUGGAAUGUCUAGAGGAUUAUAGCCAUAUUCAAGAAUUUUAGAAAUAUAACUAUGGAAGAUCUAUAGGAACAUGAUUCCAGCUGACUUCUACAUUCUCUUAUUAAUGUGGAAGUGAGACUGUCUUACUGAAUGAAGUUUGUUUUCAGAUCUUCCCUAUAAAGAUCAGGAAAUCCAGAGUAGAAAUUGGUAUGGACAUCUCCAGACUGUAUCUGUGACUGUCAUUUUUAAAAAGCCUCAAUAGGACUUACGCUAUAACGUGAUCUAGUAUAGUUUUAAGGUGUUCCAGGAAGGGCUGCUAACGGUAGAAUGGCUGUUGUUACACAAAAUAAACACCCUAAAACUUACAUAAGUUUUCUCACUCUUCCCUGGGAAACCACAGAAUGGACUUGUAAAAGUAAGAAACAGUUUUGGUCUUACAAUUACUCUUAAGUACACCUUGAAAUAAUUACAAGUAUGAAUUUUACAUUUUUUCUUCUUUGCAACACAUAGAUGAUAAUUUGCAUUCCAGGCAAAAUAUAAGUAGCUACUCUGGUUGCAUGUAGGAUUGAUUCAGAUACAUCACCAACUGUCUGGUAUCCCAAACAUAUAGGAGCAAAUCAUGAUUAGUAUGAUCUCCCUCUUUUCCCGCCUCUCCUAAUAAUUUCUGGGUAAAUUCUAAACUGGUUUUGAAGGGUAGAACAGCCAACACAAACUGGGGCUUUUGUUACCUCUGAAUUAAUACUACAUGGUCUACUAUAAGUGGAUUGUCAAGACACCCACAAACCAUGGUUUAUAGUUGCUUACAAACUAUGGUACUUUAAUAUUGGAUGAGGGAUUAUGAUGAACAUAGUUUCUUGUUACAUCUGAAUUUUAUUAGGGUCUGUGAGUUCUUCAAUCUUUUAAGUAUUGGGUCCCCUGAAAAAAAAUAUUUGUGGUUAGGAGUCGUUUGUGGUGGCACUCUAUAAAGAAGAUCAUUGAACAAUCUCUUCUAUCUGUGAGUAGAAGCAUUUUUCCUUCAUACUGAACAUGUGGGUUCAGGAUGGGUCUUUCCUGUUGCUUCUCAGUUGAAAACUACAAAUGUACUUUUCUGAAAGUUGUUUAAAACAUUUUGAAUUUGAAAAUAAAAUGGUGGGGAUAGAGUAGAGGAAACUGUCAAAACAAAAUUGAUAAUCAAAGACUGUCAAAUAGUAGCUAAACAGAGAUUUCUUUUUUUAAUAUUCCAGACUCAGUAGUAUAUACUGAACUGUUACAACUGACUUUCCCUUCUACAUUUCAGCAAGCAGGGAUAACUUGUUCAUUGGUUUUUUAAGACUGUAAAUCUCAAGUUUGUAUUAAAUAUUGAAGAACAUAUAUUCUUUAAAAGUGCAGCCCAUAGUACAGAUGAUUAUUAGUCUGGAAUAUUAAAUUCCUUAAAAUAUUUUAAUGCAUGCAUUUAAAGAAUUUGAUUAGUAGGAACACUUGAAUGAAGUUAAAAGAAUUGCUUUAUAAAUCUUUAGGCAGUGGGAGGUGGGUAGUGAUAUUCGGAUUAUUUAUAUAUUUUGUAAAUCCAAAUAUAUGAAAUGUGUAUAUCGUAAUGUUUCAGAUAUAGUAGUAUUCCCCAGAUCCAGUGAAUUAUUACUUACCCGAAAGCACCGUGCCCACUGGAGAUGGAGGUAGUAUUCACACGAGCAGGGGAUGGGGUGGUUAUGCGCAUGAAUUGCUGCCCUUACUGAAAUGAACGAGAAGCGUACACAUAAAUAGGCAAGGCGUCUGACUCUGGAAUUAAAACACAGUUGUGGAAAGUACAUUGUUGCAUAGACCUGUUUCACAGGUUAAAAUAGCCUCGUGCCGAGCCAUUGCUGUACAUGCCCAAAUUUGAACACACACCUGCCUUUCAACAUGAUAAUUUAGAAUACGUUUUUUGAAAUCACAUGCCUUGGAGAACAAAACAGCACUGAAUAAAAGUUUCAACUGUUACACUUUUUCUCCAAUGUGCACAACUUGAUCCGCAUAAUAAAGUAAGCUUUUAUACUUAUGUCAGAAUUCUAGCAAACAAUGUUUCAAAAUGCACAAUGGGUUUAUGCAUCAAUUUGUUCAAAUACUGUAUAUGCACAGAGUUCUCAAGUGAUUAGAAGGAAGCUAAGCUGUAAUACUGUUUUUGGAGCCUAACGGAUAAGGGAAAGGCGGUCCUUUACAAAUUGAUUGCUUUUUAGAUAUUUUGCAUAUCUAAACAUGAGCAGCUGAUACUUCCCCACCGUGAACCUUACUCCCUGUCUGUGCUCUGUGUACUCUGAAAUAAAACCUUUAUGAUUUCAGUAAGAUUUGCUUUUACGUUAACUUCUCCAGCAUUGCAGCUGAAAGAGGUCUUGGAAAUGUUGUUUUCUAUAUUCAGUGCCUAAUCUGUGCUACCACGAAAACCCAAAAAGCCUCUUCCGUGUGCACUGCCAAUUAGCUCUUAAGAGUGGAGCAUUCUGUGAUCACUCUAGUACAGACUAGAACAAGUGUAAUCAAUGAUCCAUUGCCAAGAUAUACUGUAUACAUAGCCCAUGUAGGUAUGUAACCUUUUGUGGCACCUAUUUAUAAAUGGAAACCCUUGUGAUUUUUAUAUAUUUGGUUUAAAAAAAUCUGUUCAGAUGCUUGGAUUUCUCUCUUACUGAAAUUUUGGUAAGCCAAGCUGUAGUUUCUAUAUUGCAGCAUUUCAGAAGCAUUAUUGAAUGUAAUUUUGAGAAUAUAGAUUGUGACUCAUUAUUUUUUAAGAUACACAUCAAAACUAGUGCCUUUUUCCUCACAGUCUGUGUUAGAAGAUGCUCACUCUUCCUUUUCACAUAUGGAUUCAGUUGUUCAAUACUCUCCCAAAUUUAAAACCAUUUUGUCACAGCUGUUUGAUAGAAUUGCUUUAUUUUUUUCCUUUACUUUGCUGAAAGCUUUCUCUUGUUGAGUGUUUCAGUUGAUUACCUAAUGCAAAUAAUACAUAAAAUAAAACACCCAAUGGGAAUGGGGGAAGACAAGUCUGGUGUCUUUGUUUGAAAUGUGUUUUGUGAACAUUCAGUAGAUGUAUCCUAG
This is a messenger RNA of Python bivittatus (Burmese python), 7896 nucleotides long. RefSeq names its product heparan sulfate 2-O-sulfotransferase 1 (gene HS2ST1). Gene Ontology annotation, molecular function: heparan sulfate 2-sulfotransferase activity. Gene Ontology annotation, cellular component: membrane. NCBI's taxonomy places the organism in Eukaryota, Metazoa, Chordata, Lepidosauria, Squamata, Pythonidae. The record is from RefSeq and is a predicted model, not a curated record.